Molecule: messenger RNA, 2414 nt
Organism: Cannabis sativa
Lineage: Eukaryota; Viridiplantae; Streptophyta; Magnoliopsida; Rosales; Cannabaceae
Product: probable receptor-like protein kinase At5g18500
Exons: 9
Coding region: 514-2055 (513 amino acids)
Biological process (GO): protein phosphorylation
Molecular function (GO): ATP binding; protein kinase activity
Source: RefSeq, a predicted model, not a curated record
GAGAUUAAAUUACUUACUGAUAAUGAGUCAUCUUCAUAACAGAUCAAGAAAAUCCCAAGAACACCUUACAGAAUUCCUUCCAUGCUUCUCUUUCACUGUUAUUCUUAUUAUGUAUGCAUAGUAAUAUGUAUUGGAUGGCAUAUAAACUUCUUAUCACCUACCACUGAUAACUCCACCCCUUCUUUCUUAUGAUCCCCACCACCACUUAGAAUUAUCUGAUUUUUUUUUUUUUUCUUUUUUUUUCUAUGUCCUUGUACCAUUUGCAAGAGGCAAAAGAGGACCCCUACAGUCAUUUUUGGAUUUGGGUUUUUGAGAAGGCUCAAAGCUGGUGCCAGAAAGCUCCUUCUCAGCUUAGAUUCAGUCUCACAGUUGCCCCCCCCAGAAAAAUAUUUUUUUUUUCCUAAAAGAAGGACAAGAAAUGUUGAAGGUGUUUCAAAGAUCUGGGCUUUGAAAAGUCUGCCCUUGUGAAAUUUUAUCCCAGAGAGGCACCCAGAAAUCUGAAAGAAAAGAAAAAUGGGUUCUGACCUCAAUGCUGAAUUAUCCAAGAAAACUGCUAUCUUUGGUCUUAAGGUUUGGGAAGUAAUUGGUAUUGCUGUUGCACUAUUUAUUGUAAUUAUUCUCUCUGUGUUGUCUCUAUGCCUCACUUCCCGGAAAAGGUCCCAAAGAGCUAGGGACAGGAAUCCUCAUAGCCAAAUCCCAACUGUUUCAAAAGAAAUUAAAGAAGUUCGAGUUGAGCAAGUUGCUGCAAGUGAGUUUGUUCCACGAGAUGGAAUACUUCUCACCAUUCAUGACAAGUCAAGUGAAAGAGAAUCAGAUAAGGUUCUGCUUCAUGUAGGAGGAAUGGGGAAGUCAAAGAAUGGAGAGAUUAGCAGUCAAUCUGGCUCAUUUAAUCGUUUUGAUAAAGAUUGUGGAGGUUCACAAUCAGGAGAAGAAGGUGGUUCUGGUAACUUUACUGGCUAUAAUAAGCCAUCUUCUUCAUAUCCCAUAACUGCACCAUCUCCAUUGAGUGGCUUGCCUGAAUUUUCCCACUUGGGUUGGGGCCAUUGGUUUACAUUAAGAGAUCUAGAGCUUGCUACUAACCGUUUUUCAAAGGAAAAUAUCCUUGGUGAAGGUGGAUAUGGAGUUGUUUACCGGGGUUAUCUGAUCAAUGGAACUCCAGUAGCAGUUAAAAAGAUCCUAAAUAAUGUGGGCCAAGCUGAGAAAGAAUUCAGAGUUGAAGUUGAAGCUAUUGGUCAUGUGCGCCAUAAGAAUCUGGUUCGUCUUCUUGGAUACUGCGUUGAAGGCAUUCAUAGGAUGCUUGUUUAUGAGUAUGUCAACAAUGGAAAUUUAGAGCAGUGGCUUCAUGGUGCCAUGCGUCAGCAUGGAUAUCUCACUUGGGAAGCCCGCAUAAAGGUCCUUCUUGGCACAGCCAAAGCUCUUGCAUACUUGCACGAAGCUAUUGAGCCGAAGGUUGUUCACCGAGACAUCAAAUCGAGCAAUAUUCUGAUUGAUGACGACUUCAAUGCAAAGGUAUCUGACUUUGGCCUAGCCAAACUGUUAGGAGCUGGGAAAAGUCAUGUAACAACUCGUGUUAUGGGGACUUUCGGAUAUGUUGCUCCAGAGUAUGCGAAUACUGGCCUUUUGAAUGAAAAAAGUGAUGUUUAUAGCUUUGGAGUUGUCCUUUUGGAAGCAAUUACAGGACGAGAUCCUGUCGAUUAUGGACGCCCUACCAAUGAGGUAAAUCUUGUAGAUUGGCUGAAAUUGAUGGUAGGGAGCCGGCGCUCAGAAGAAGUGGUAGACCCAAACAUUGAGGUAAGACCAUCAACAAGAGCCCUAAAGCGAGCACUUUUGACUGCGUUAAGGUGUGUUGAUCCAGAUUCUGAGAAAAGACCGAAGAUGGGCCAAGUUGUUCGAAUGCUCGAGUCUGAGGAAUAUCCUAUAUCAAGAGAGGAUCGAAGGCACCGUAGAGCCCAAGCGGGCAGCAUGGAGAUUGAUUCGCAAAAGGAAUUUUCAGAUACCGAUAGGAGUGAAAAUCCAGGUUCAAGAUCAGGUAGCAGAAGCUACCAAAGGUCAUGAGUUCCAUUACCAACUACAAGUCAUAUGAUGAGUAUCUAUUAUCUGAUGGGCAACACUUAAUUUAAAAUUCUUGAAAUUCUUUCAACUCUUUUAAUUUCUUGGGCUUGUAUUGUAUAUCAAUCUUGAGCCAAUAUAUUUGCCAUUUUGGCAUUGAGGGGCAUGGUUAGGGGACUGGUUGGUUGAUCUUUUUGGCUCUUUUUUUUUGGUUUUGCAUCUUAAUUGUAGAUGGAGAGAGAGAGAGUAUUGUUUGUGUAUUGAAGUGGUGGUUUGUGAAAAUCCCCAUAACAUUUGAGCUAUGUGUACAGAAUUGGUAGCUGGUUAAACCCUCUUAUCUUAUAAAAUUUUCUCUUAUUUUUUUU